Cotesia congregata is the source of this 1221-nucleotide messenger RNA. NCBI's taxonomy places the organism in Eukaryota, Metazoa, Arthropoda, Insecta, Hymenoptera, Braconidae. The record is from the annotation of a GenBank genome assembly.
AUGUUUCCUGUGUUACUACUAGCCUACGUUGUGGCUGUUAAAGUUUUCAAAAAAACCACCCCUAAUGGCAAGGUCACAGUCUACCUUGGAAAAAGAGACUUCAUUGAUCAUCUUGACUUCGUAGACCCUAUUGAUGGCGUCGUUGUGGUUGAAAAUGAUUAUCUUCAAGGACGCAGGGUUUAUGGCCAGGUCAUUACAACAUUCCGAUAUGGUCGUGAGGAAGAUGAAGUCAUGGGCGUCAAAUUCAGUAAGGAAAUGGUCAUCGCAAAGGAUCAAAUAAUACCGAUAAAGAAAGAAAAGCAAGAGACGACGCCAAUCCAAAACCGCUUGCUCAAAAAAUUAGGCCCUAACGCUUUCCCAUUUAACUUUGUCUUCCCACCCUCUUCGCCUAGCUCCGUCACACUCCAGCCCGGGGACGAUGAUCAGGGCAAGCCGCUCGGAGUUGAGUAUACUGUAAAAGUCUACGUGGGUGAAAACGAAGACGACAAAGGUCACAAACGUUCAUCGGUGGCUCUGGCUAUAAAAAAGCUCCAAUUCGCCCCAAUUUCGCGCGGCCGGAGACUUCCCAGCUCCCUGGUCUCCAAGGGCUUCACUUUCUCCAAUGGAAAACUCAACCUCGAAGUCACGCUUGACAGAGAAAUUUACUACCACGGUGAAAAAAUCGCGGCUAAUGUUAUCAUUACAAACAACUCACGGAAAGCCGUGAAGAAUAUCAAGUUAUUUGUUGUUCAACAUUGUGAAGUAACGAUGGUAAACACUCAGUUCUCUCGUCAUGUAGCGAGCUUGGAGACGCGCGAGGGUUGUCCGAUAACUCCUGGGGCUAACUUUACAAAACAAUUUUAUCUUGUGCCGUUGGCUAGCAGUAAUAAAGACCGUCGAGGAAUAGCUCUUGAUGGACAUCUUAAAGACGAUGACGUCAACUUAGCCUCUUCAACGAUGGCUGCUGAGGGAAAAUGUCCAGCAGAAUCGCUGGGUAUAAUAAUUUCAUACUCAAUCCGGGUAAAAUUAAACUGCGGUACUCUAGGUGGUGAAUUAGUAACUGACGUGCCGUUCAAGCUGAUGCACCCAGCGGCAGGAAAUGCUGAAAAAGAAAAAGAAAAUCUGAAGAAAAGCAAAAGCAUUGAUCGAGUCCGGUACGAAAAUUCUUGCUACGCAAAUGACGACGAUGACAACAUCGUCUUUGAAGAUUUCGCACGAUUACGUCUCAAUGAGCCUGAAUAA